CAGCUCAGAUAAUGACUGACAGACAGCUAACCUUUACUGCACAUCCAUUAAACUGAUAUGGUUUCUCUGAAGCUCCGCCCCCGGGGGCUCGCCGUCACUUCCUCCUCUGCACAUGCACGAGAGGCACGUUCAAAACCUCAGAAAUCUUUAUGGUUUAAAGUUACAGCUCAGGUCAAAGUCGGAUGAAUUCCUUCUUAUAUUAUAUAUUCCACCUUCAACAUAUAUAGUCAUAUAUAUUUAUAUAUGAGUCAGAGACAUUCUCUGGUGGUGACAAGUACUGUGUCCAUAAUGUCCAUCAACUGGACUCCUUCACUGAUUCAUCAGUUCCUGUCAAACAGCACUGCCUUUCACUGGCUACUGUUGGCUAAUGCUAAGCUGUUGUUAGCAGCGCCACACAGCUGGAGGCGCUGUUCUGCCCAAAGUUGUUUUUUUUUGUUUUUUUUACAACUGUUAACAUGAGUCUGUGAUCAUGUGAUGUUCCAACAGAUGGUCCAACAUGUGGCACUGGUCUUCAGAUGGACCAGUGUCUGACGGUGUGAGAGACCAUUGACAUAUGAAUUCUAAUGUCUGUGGUCACUAAACAGUUGAACUUUAACUGCUCUGAAGUUAAGGAUUCGUCCCCUGAGUUGAGGAGGAGGAGGAGGUGCAGGAGGAGGAGAUCCAGGGAAACAGGUUUUUCUUUUGGAUCCAAACCUACGACAGCUGAAGAACCUGAAGAGAAGACUCCUCACAGCGGAGGUUCCUGCUGCGUCACGGUGUGAUUUAAUGUUUAAAUGAUGAAGGUCACACGCUGCAGUUUUUACAAGCCCGUCACAAUGAAGCGCUUGUACCUGCAGGCCGUUUCCUCCCAGCAUCCUCGGCUCUCCCUGACUUUAUUGACAGCUGCCCCAUAAAAAGAGUUUAAAGAGGACAAUGGUUAUAAAGUCGGAUCAAGUGCUGCAAUUCCAUAUAACUUUCAGAAUGAUGUUGUCUUUUUAUGAACAUGUGCUGCUGAACACUGAUCCCAUAAACCCCCCACCCUCCACCCCCCACCACUGGUUAAUUUUUGAUCCUUUUUCUACUUAUUAUCUGCUCCCUGCUGCCAGUUCUGUCACUGAGGGACAAGCUAACGUCCGGGAACUUCUCCUCUCCUCUGGUAUUUGGAGAUAGUGAACAGCCACAGCUCCUCCAUCCAUCCAUCAUCCAUCCGUCCAUCCAUCCACCAUGUCUGCGGCCGUGCUCCCUCCGUCCUGCAGCGUCUUUGCGGCCGUCUGCUCCGGCAGCGACUGUCUGGUACCGCCCAGUAACUUCAACGAAAUGCUGAGCCUGGUGUUGAGCGUCGGGCUAACGGUGAUGCUAGCUCUGGUCAUGUUCUCCAUGGGCUGCACCGUGGACGCCUCUAAGCUGUGGGGUCACAUCCGGAGACCCUGGGGCAUCAUAAUCGGCUUCCUGUGCCAGUUUGGCAUCAUGCCCUUCACGGCCUUCGCCCUGUCGCUGGCCUUCAACGUGCUGCCGGUGCAGGCCGUGGCCGUCAUCAUCAUGGGCUGCUGUCCUGGGGGCUCCGGCUCCAACGUCAUCUGCUAUUGGCUGGAUGGAGACAUGGACCUGAGCAUCAGUAUGACGGCCUGCUCCUCCAUCCUGGCCCUGGGCAUGAUGCCCCUGUGUCUGUGGAUCUACACCUCCACCUGGACUUCUUCUGACACCAUUCAGAUUCCCUUUGACAGUAUAGGGAUCACUCUGGUGGGUCUCCUCGUUCCUAUCGCCCUUGGAAUGUAUUUUAAAAGUAAGAAGCCAGAAUUAGCCAAAAAGGUUCUCAAGGUGGGCUCCAUUUCUGGUGUGUGUCUGAUUGUGAUCAUCGCUGUGGUGGGAGGAAUCCUCUACCAGUCCUCCUGGGUCAUCGCCCCCUCCCUGUGGAUCAUCGGCACCAUCUACCCCUUCAUCGGGUUCAGCAUGGGGUUCCUCCUGGCCCGGUUCACAGGUCAACCCUGGCACAGGUGUCGGACCAUCGCCCUGGAGACUGGUUUCCAGAACUCCCAGUUGUGCAGCACCAUCAUCCAGUUGUCCUUCAGCCCAGAUGAACUGGAGGUGAUGUUCGCCUUCCCCCUCAUCUACAGCAUCUUCCAGCUGGUGGCAGCCGUCUCGGCGGUGGGAGCCUACCAGGGCUUCAAGAGGCUACGGGGCGGUGGUGCAGCGGGUACAGACAGUGAAGCUCCGUCACUGGAGGCUGGUGAUUCAGAAAUGGAGAAACAGAAGGAGGAGAAGAAGACGGACAUGAACAAACACACCAGGCUGUGACACAAACACACAGAAGAAGAAGAAGAAGAAGAAGAAGAAGAGCAGACGGAGAGAUGGGGGGGGCAGGUUGUGCUGCUGUAUUUACCCUAGUGGUCAAAUGUAUCUGCUCCAUUGGUUAAAUGUAUUUACCCCAGUGGUCAAAUGUAUCUGCCCCAGUGUUAUACACUGUCACGUGUAUCCAUAAUUUAUUUGCCUGCUGUUUUCUAACAGUAAUAGUUAGCAAACAACUUAUUAACUUAAUAACUUUAUAUAUAUAUAUAAAUAUAGACACUUAUUUCAGGAGCCACAUGGGGGCGCUGUGGUGAGUGUUCGUGCCCUGCAGAAAAAUGUUAGUCAGUUAGAGCACAAAAACAUGAUUAACUGUUGACUCUAAACUGACUAGAGGUGUGAAUGUGUUAGUGUGAAUGUGUUUGUGUGAAUGUGUUAGUGUGAAUGGAUGUUGUGUUUGUGAUCCUGUGAUGGACUGCAGAACUGUCCAGGCUGUGACCCCGCCCGUUUGGUCCCGGCUCCUCUGUGACCCUGACCCAUGGUCACAUGGUUUCCUAUAUGUGCUGUAAGGCAGGAGGACUAACCACUCGCCCACAAUGUGGCCCCUGGUCUCAGAGGUGUAAUCAAACUGUGGUCACAUGUCGAUCUUUGUCUUGUUUUGUUAACAAUAAACGUUGAGAAUCG
Messenger RNA from Cynoglossus semilaevis (tongue sole), 2946 nucleotides. It is a transcript of the gene slc10a2, whose product is annotated as solute carrier family 10 member 2. Gene Ontology annotation, cellular component: apical plasma membrane. The record is from RefSeq and is a predicted model, not a curated record. Lineage: Eukaryota; Metazoa; Chordata; Actinopteri; Pleuronectiformes; Cynoglossidae. The transcript has 6 exons. Gene Ontology annotation, molecular function: bile acid:sodium symporter activity. Bases 1204 to 2274 code for a protein of 356 amino acids. Gene Ontology annotation, biological process: bile acid and bile salt transport.